AUGCCUCAUCUGCCGGAACUAUCCAAGCAGGAGCCUUCUGCUAAUACUCUCGUAGACAACUACAGGGCUAAAGGGGAAGAUCUCGAAAAUUCACACCACAAUAAUGAGUCACGAUUAGCUGAAGGAGUACACUACGAUCGAAACAAGGCGCCCGCUCUGCAAGAAAGGGAGAAGGCAAGCACGGAGAAGGUAAAUGUUGAAGGCGGCGGUGCCUCGAGCAGCAUGGUUGAUAACAUCAGAAGAGGCAAUCCUUCUGGGGUUGCUUAA
This is a messenger RNA of Aspergillus nidulans FGSC A4, 267 nucleotides long. RefSeq lists its product as uncharacterized. Bases 1 to 267 code for a protein of 88 amino acids. The record is from RefSeq and is a predicted model, not a curated record. Lineage: Eukaryota; Fungi; Ascomycota; Eurotiomycetes; Eurotiales; Aspergillaceae. The transcript is spliced from 3 exons.